This is a messenger RNA of Trypanosoma theileri, 846 nucleotides long. RefSeq lists its product as uncharacterized. The annotation marks the transcript as partial. Lineage: Eukaryota; Euglenozoa; Kinetoplastea; Trypanosomatida; Trypanosomatidae. The record is from RefSeq and is a predicted model, not a curated record. The transcript has a single exon.
AUGAAACGUGUGCUGUUUUUUCUUCUCUUGGUGCUGAGCGUUGCGUGCGUGGGUGCUUUUGCUGGUGUAGAGGCUGCAGGGCAGACUCUUCAAGAAGCUGGUGCUCUUGAACCGCGUUCUGCUGGUGUUGGUGCUGUUGGUGAUGAACCUUGUCCUUCAGAGACGACUGGUUCACAGUGUAAUAAGAACACCAGGGGAUCUGAAGAUUCUCGUAAUCAUGAUUGUACGAAAUCUACAGAGGAAAACAAAUGCGUAACUGAGGGUAGUGACACUCAAGAGAAUUGCAGUCCUACUACUGAGUCUCAUUGUCCGAAGGAACCAGCUCCAACUUCACCAAAGGAACCAGCUCCAACUUCACCAAAGGAACCAGCUGAUCCAACUACACCGAAAGCGCCUGGUCUUAAUGAAAAGGGUUCUACUGAGGACGUCGGACCAGAUACAGUAUCUGGUGGUCCUACAGGUGAAAGAGGUACAGAUGGCAGUAGGCAGGGUUCUGGUACUCAUAUUGGUAGUGAACCCGGCUCUUCUUCUGCACCUCCUACUGUAUCUCCUCCAUCUCAGUCAACGACUAAUGAGGAGAGAAGGGAUCCAUCUCCAACUGACACUCAUACUGGAAACAUCGGCGGCAGUACAACAGAGGAGAGUGGAGCUCUCCAGGGAGGUGAUCCUGCCCAACCCUCUUCUUCACCCACCACUUCAGAAACCGAGAGUGUCGGUGAAAAUGCUGCUGGGAGUGAUGCUACAACUGCUGCGAAUGACACUAAACCUACAGAGGGUGAGUCACCAAGUACCCAAGAAGGUGCUGAAGGAAAUACAGAAUCAACCACUACCACCACAACAACAACA